Molecule: messenger RNA, 529 nt
Organism: Pterocles gutturalis (yellow-throated sandgrouse)
Lineage: Eukaryota; Metazoa; Chordata; Aves; Pterocliformes; Pteroclidae
Product: SPRY domain-containing SOCS box protein 3-like
Exons: 4
Biological process (GO): proteasome-mediated ubiquitin-dependent protein catabolic process
Cellular component (GO): SCF ubiquitin ligase complex
Source: RefSeq, a predicted model, not a curated record
AGCGGUGCAGCUUACCUCUCUCAGAACAGCAUGGCACGACGCACGCGGAGCAGCCGGGCUUGGCACUUUGUCCUGAGUGGGGUGCGGCGCGAGGUGGACACGCGGGCGGUCGCCUUGGCCACUGGCGCGCGUGGCUGGGGCUACGACUCUGACGGGCAGCACAGUGACUCGGAUUCGGAGCCGGAGUUUUCCUCCCUCUCGCCUUCCAUCCCCAGCGCCAUCCCCGUGACCGGAGAGUCCUACUGCAACUGCGAGAACCAGAGCGAAGCGCCCUACUGCUCCAGCCUGCAUGCCCUGCACCGCGUCAAGGACUGCCAGUGCGGCGAGGAGGACGAGUAUUUUGACUGGGUGUGGGACGACGUGAAUAAGUCGACGGCCACCCUGCUGACCUGCGACAACCGCAAGGUGAACUUCCACAUGGAGUACAGCUGCGGCACCGCCGCCAUCCGGGGCAACAAAGAGCUGGCGGAUGGGCAGCACUUCUGGGAGAUCAAGAUGACCUCCCCGGUCUACGGCACAGACAUGGUAU